UCGUCCCACUGCCAUCAGCCAAGAGGAGUCGUCUACCGACAGAUAGCUAGCAGCAAGCGGCAGUCAUGGCGCAGGAGAGCCUGAGGCUGGUGUGCCCGCCGGUGACGCACCACGAGGGGCGGCUGCCGCGGCAGUACACGCUGGAGGGGCAGGGCGCCAAGAAGGACAUCUCGCCGCCGCUGGAGUGGUACGGCGUGCCCGACGGCACGCGCUCGCUGGCGCUGGUGGUGCAGGACGUCGACGCGCCGGACCCGGAGCGCCCCGUCGUGCCCUGGACGCACUGGGUGCUCGCCAACAUCUCCCCCGAGCUCAAGGGCCUCCCCGAGGGCUUCUCCGGCGCCGGGGGCAACGCAAACGCCGACAGCGGCGUCCAGGAGGGCAUCAACGACUGGAAGCAGCCGGGGUGGCGCGGGCCCGUGCCGGACUCCCUCGGCCACCGCAUCCAGUUCAGGAUCUACGCCCUCGACGACGUGCUCAGCCUCGGCAACAAGGUGACUGUUGAUAAGGUCAUGGAGGCCAUCGACGGGCACGUCCUGGGCGAGGCAGAGCUCACAGCCGUGUUCAUGGGGUAGACUCUGGAUUUUGACAACCGUGUCUGACCUGUUUGUUACCUCUUGCAAAUUGUGUGUGUGUGGGUGUGGCAUGUUCCGUAGUGUGCCUUGUUGAACGGCUAGCCUUGUAAUUUGUAUUCAAUAAAGGAAGUGACAAACUGAUCA
Molecule: messenger RNA, 716 nt
Organism: Lolium rigidum
Lineage: Eukaryota; Viridiplantae; Streptophyta; Magnoliopsida; Poales; Poaceae
Product: UPF0098 protein CPn_0877/CP_0992/CPj0877/CpB0906-like
Exons: 2
Coding region: 66-572 (168 amino acids)
Source: RefSeq, a predicted model, not a curated record